CCGUGCUUGGAGCGACGGGCGCCAUUGUUGAGGAGUUUACUUGAGACGUGGUGAUGUAUUGAAUAAAGUUAGUUUAGCAAAGCACUUUUUAUUGUGUUAGAGAGCAGACUGCAUAAACCGAGACUUGGGUUAAUAGUUGUACAACAUCAUAGGAAUGGCCCAGCGUGUUUCUGUGACCGAUGGUGCUGCUGGAUCCAAACGGACCUCUCGGGUUCGUGUGGCGGUUCGUCUCAGACCCUACCUGGACCAGCAGGAUGAGAAGGGAGAGGGGCCCUGUGUCAGGGGUCUGGGGCCACAAAAGCUGGAGAUCAUCAACUGGAGGAACGCCACUGAGACCCUGCAAUACCAGUUCGAUGCGUUUCAUGGUGAACAGACCACGCAGCAGGAGGUGUUUCUGACCUCUGUCAAGCCCAUUCUCCCCCACAUCCUUAAUGGUCAGAACGCCAGUGUCUUUGCCUAUGGACCCACCGGAGCAGGAAAGACCCACACCAUGCUCGGCAGUCAAGAGCAGCCGGGCAUUAUUCCCAGAGCUGUCAAGGAGGUCUUCAAGCUGGUUGACGUUCAGGAAAAGGAGCAGGAUGGUUGGGAAUACUCAGUUGGGAUGUCUUACCUUGAGAUCUACAAUGAAAAGGUGCUGGACCUGUUGUCCCCAGGUUCCCAGGACCUGCCCAUCCGUGAAGACAAGGACAGAAACAUCCUCAUUCCCGGGCUAACACGCACACCGCUUUUAUCCUUUACCGAUUUCGACACUCAUUUUAUCCCCGCAAGUCUAAACCGCACCACGGCCUCUACUAAACUCAACCAGCGUUCCAGCCGCAGUCACGCUAUCCUCCUCAUAAAGGUAGUGAAGUCUCAGCGUGGGCCGCCACACAGACAACAAACAGGCAAGCUGUAUUUAGUUGACCUGGCAGGUUCAGAAGACAACCGGCGCACAGGAAACCAGGGCAUCCGUCUGAAAGAGAGCGGGGCCAUCAACCUGUCCCUCUUCACCCUCAGUAAAGUGGUGGAUGCUCUGAACGCAGGGGCCGGGGGCCGCGUGCCCUACAGAGACAGUAAACUGACCCGUCUGCUGCAGGACUCUCUGGGUGGUUCGGCCCAUUCCGUCAUGAUCACAAACAUAGCACCGGAGUACAGAUACUACUUUGACACCUUCUCGGCCCUUAAUUUCGCCGCCAAGUCUAAGCAGAUUGUCAAUCGGCCCUUUGUCAGGGAAACCGUUUUGGCUCCUACGAUUGCUCCUGUAAAGAGAGCCAGAGAGGAACGAGAGGCUGGAGGUUCUGGUGAGCUCCAGAACAAAAAGUCUAAAGAGGGGAAGAAAGCUGAACGGUCCUCGUCACCACCCGUACAUCCACACAGUUCACCAGAUUCAUCAGUUCUGGACAGACUUCUGGCCCUGGAGAAGAUGAUGAUGGGCUCGGCUGAAAGGGAGAGACUCAACUUGCUCAAAACUGUAGCACAGUCCCGUAAGGAAAUACAGAUGUUGAAGGAGAAACAGAAAGAGCUGGAGGACAAAGCAAGCAUGCUUAACAAGCAGAAUGAAACUGUUGAGAAAGAGUCCAAAGAUGCACUUCUCUUUAAAACAGAUCUGCCCCCACUGCACAGAAAACAGUCUACAGCCGCCAAACCACGCAAACAGCAGGCAGUUGUCACACCAUUACAGGGUAGGAUGUGGUUAAUGUCAUCCUUACAGUCCUCCUGGGACACUCUUUAUGCAUGAGAACCCAGUAUUGAU
Messenger RNA from Sinocyclocheilus grahami, 1732 nucleotides. Its product is annotated as kinesin-like protein KIF22. NCBI's taxonomy places the organism in Eukaryota, Metazoa, Chordata, Actinopteri, Cypriniformes, Cyprinidae. Gene Ontology annotation, molecular function: ATP binding; microtubule motor activity; microtubule binding. The transcript is spliced from 9 exons. Gene Ontology annotation, biological process: microtubule-based movement; mitotic spindle organization; spindle elongation. Gene Ontology annotation, cellular component: microtubule associated complex. The record is from RefSeq and is a predicted model, not a curated record. Bases 155 to 1717 code for a protein of 520 amino acids.